AUGCACUCUAUGAUAUCAAAAAAGCUCUCCCAAUUCCCUUCGUCCUCGAUAAAUCGCCAAGUGACGAUACUAGCCGCCUCUAUUAGCAUUCUCUUUGUUCUCUUCCAGUCAUGGAGUCUUUUCUCCCAACAUCCCGUCUAUUCCAAGCCACUAUCGCCACUCGAUUCACCAGUAACGGUCAGAGUCGGUGACGAGAUCCCUAGGAAAAUAUGGUAUAAGUUCGGCGCGAGGGGACUUAGUCACGACGCCAUCGCCUGGACUGGCAGCUGCAUCGAAAAGAAUCCCGGAUACGCAGUCGAAUUCCUGACAGACGAGACGGCCGAUGCGUGGGUCCAGAAGAGAUUUGCCCACCGUCCCGACAUAGUCGAGGUCUACCUCGCCCUCCAAAUACCCAUAAUCAAAGCCGACUGGCUCCGCUAUCUCCUACUCUACGCCGAGGGCGGGGUGUGGUCGGACCUCGACGUCUCCUGCAACUCGCCCAUCGAGACUUGGAUCCCGCCGCAGUACAAAGACGAGGCCUCCAUAGUCGUCGGCUGGGAAUUCGACACCACGUGGCCGGGCGCGGCGCCGAAACACGAACUCGCCACAUGGACGGUCCUUGCGAAGCCUGGCUCGCCCCACAUGUGGACUGCGGUCGAGGGUGUGUUGCAGGGACUCCACGACGUCGCGAGGGAGAACGGCGUCGACGUCGCCGGCAUCACGGCCACGCCGCCUAUGAUGGGGGACAUUGUCACCUUCUGUGGGCCGAGGAGGAUGACGAGGAGCAUCUUCGACAGCCUGCAGCGGAUGCUCAACAUGACCGACAGCGAGUUUCAGGAGGUCGAGUCGAGCACGUGGUUUAACCUGGAGCCCAAGCUUGUGGGGGACGUCUUGAUCUUGCCGGGGUACUCGUUCGCGCUGUCUAUGGGUUUCUACGACGAGGCGGUCAGCGGCGCCAUCGGUCCUCCGCUGGUCGAGCACCAUUAUGCCGGCAGCUGGAAGAAUGACAAGGGUGGUGAAUUCCUCUAG
Molecule: messenger RNA, 1008 nt
Organism: Diaporthe citri
Lineage: Eukaryota; Fungi; Ascomycota; Sordariomycetes; Diaporthales; Diaporthaceae
Exons: 1
Coding region: 1-1008 (335 amino acids)
Biological process (GO): protein N-linked glycosylation
Cellular component (GO): mannan polymerase complex
Molecular function (GO): alpha-1,6-mannosyltransferase activity
Source: RefSeq, a predicted model, not a curated record